AUGACACCCCACACAACCAACAACCGCCCGAAAACGAGGCAAAGGAUACCCAAAGCAGCCCCGGCCUUGGAGGUGCCGCACAUCGAAGAGGAUGCUUCAGAGAGGAAGCGGGUGUUGAACGUUCUAGCACAACGCAGGUAUCGUAAGACUCACCGCCUCAUUGCCCCUCCCGUCCCUUGCUGCCUCGUGGCACACCUCGUCCAGACCACGCCCAGACUGAACCAGGAGGCAGGAGAACGCAAGAGGCAAACCCGACUCGCCAGGGAUAACAAGAAGCCCGCCGUUGUCCCAGAACACCAGGUAUCUGAGACAUGUGCUGACGGCGGCGUUCCGGACGUUGCCCUUCCAUUUGUACCUGAUGCCGUCGACCUGAUUGAGCAGGUUGCAGACCAGGGCUUACCAUCGACCAGUGAAGCAGAUGACGCUACUGCGGGAUUCAGUCUAGACGCGUCUGCGGUGUGGUUGACGGAUCUGUCAGAUGGCGGCUCGAUAUCGAACAUGUUGUACGACGCGAAUCCAUCCUUCGUUGGCCCAGACGUGGAAAGCGGCAUCGCAACAGCGGCGUUGCCCAGCCCGCCAUCAACUGCUGACCCCGCGUCGGUGAUGGAUUGCUCGUCCCUGUCGCCGCCCGAAUUCCCUGACAGCUAUCUCCUCCCUAUGAGCGACUUGAAGGUCCUCAAAGCGCUUCUCCGGGUGGCUACUCGUUUAGGGUCUCGUUCUGUCAUGUGGGACCCCGCAGCGACCUCGCCGUUCAAUUUGGGCGUGGGGACGCCGGCCGAGCUGCUGCCCGAAACGUGGAGGCCAACGACAUCACAGGUCCUCGUGCCCCAUCACCCAAUCAUGGACUUUCUGCCGUGGCCAGAUGUGCGCGAUAGGAUCAUCAACCUCUUCAGUCUGCCCGACGAGGCAAGACCGCCCGCGGCACGGGGCCAACUCGGACUGGUCAACUUUGCGUACGACCUGGAAGACUCUGGGGAAGGAGCGCGUAUCUGGGGCGCCGACCCAUACGAUGAGUCGAGCUGGGAAGUCGGUCAGGUCCUUUUCGAGAGGUGGUGGUUUGUGUUCGACAGGAAGGUCAUUGAACAGAGCAACAAGUGGCGGCGGUUAAGGGGCGCCGCUGCAUUACAGAUGCGGCCAGGCAGUGUAGUCGAUCUGUCCGAGACCGCCAAUUGA
This is a messenger RNA of Colletotrichum higginsianum IMI 349063, 1173 nucleotides long. RefSeq lists its product as uncharacterized. The transcript has a single exon. The coding region runs from base 1 to 1173 and encodes 390 amino acids. The record is from RefSeq and is a predicted model, not a curated record. Lineage: Eukaryota; Fungi; Ascomycota; Sordariomycetes; Glomerellales; Glomerellaceae.